UGGCGUACCGAGCGAAACUAACAACACCACAAAAUAACGUGAACUGGAACGUGAGUACUAUGAACUGGUGCACAAACUUGGGUGUCACUGCCCAGUCCCAAGAAGGGAAAGUGUAAUUUGGAAAUCGGACGAAAGGACGGCAAUCGUUGCUUCCGCGCACUUUCACAAAGUCUAACUACAGGGCCAGCGCGUGGAGGGGCUGGCGGGAACGCGCACGCCGGCACAUGGGAACGCGGUGGUCCCGGAGUGACAGCACCCUCCUGCCCCUCCCGGAGACCGAGGGCAGGGGGCGGCAGGGGGAUGAGCAGAGGGACGACGACUCGCUGGACGGCCGGGACAGGCAGGAGGACAUCGCGCAGUUUCCUUACGUGGAGUUCACCGGCCGGGACAGCAUCACCUGCCCCACUUGUCAGGGCACCGGCCGCAUCCCGUCGGGUCAGGUGAAUGAGCUGGUCGCACUAAUACCCUACAGUGACCAGAGGCUGCAGCCCCAGAGAACGAAGCUGUAUGUGGUCCUGUCGGUGGUGCUUUGCCUCCUGGCGUCCUCGCUGGUGGCUUUCUUCAUGUUCCCGCGCUCCGUGCUGGUGGAGGAUGACGGGAUACGCACGGUCACUGUUCGCUUCGACCGCAAUAACAGCAAGGUCCUCAUCAACAUGACGAGCACCCUGAACGUGAGCAACCCCAACUUCUUCACGGCGAUGGUGGACAGCGUGAGCUGCCAGGUGCUCUACAUGAAGACCGUCAUCGGCACCCAGCAGCUGGACAACGUGAUCAGCAUCCAGCCCCUGAGUCAGAGACAGAUGAACUUCACAGUCAGUGUGGAGAUCAGUGGAAGCCUGUCCUAUGUUUAUGCGUUUUGUACCAUGGCGAGCAUCAAAGUCCACAACAUCGUGGUGUUUAUGCAGACCUCGGUGAAAACGUCGUACAUGGUGCGCACGGCGCAGAACACUCUGGAGGCGUACCGCUACAUCGACUGCGGGGCCAACUCCACGGUCCACCAGCCCAGGCUGCUCUGACCUCCGACCCCAGGGCCGCGCCACCCGCAGAGCCAGCAAAGCACUAUGGGAGGACAGGGACCACUCCGUACGACGGGCAGGGGAACGCGCGUCACAGACCGGGGAGGACAGAUUUUGGGGGGGGUGGGGGGAGAGACUGAAAGCGCUCCAGUUCAACUUCUGUUUCUGCUCUGAUUCAUUUAGGAUUCUGCCCUUCUAGAGAGGGGUAAGAAACAGCACAAUCUGCUGUAGAUAGUUUUUGCUGCUGUUUUUUAGUUUUGCUGUAAUUGGGAGCAGAGCCUUCUGCCCUCCCUACCCUCCCCAUCACUUGCGGAAUUCAAGCAUGCUAAAAUGCCCUCCUCUAUUUGAGUUUUCUUCUGCUGAUUGCCAGACCGCAGUCUUGGUGGUUACUGAUGAGUUGUGCAUGUAGCUGCCCCAGGCAUUUGGUUUGUAAGCUCUUGAUAGUUUUUUUUCCCUCCAGGGGAAGUUGUGUCAUUCUAGAAAGGAGAAGUUCUUUUUAGUUUGAAGUGUGGAUGGUGGGGAUUAUGAAAGGGACUUGGAAAAAGUACAUAGAUGCGCACCUUAUUUCACAUGGUACUGUUUUGAUUUUUCUUUUUUUGGGUAAGUUAGCAGUGCUGCUGUGUUUUUUUUCUUGAAAUGCGUACAAUACAGUGGCUGGUUUUAAUGUAAAGAGGGACAAGACUGAUGCCCACAGAAGGACGCAGUGUGGUUUUGGGCUGUGUUUGGGGAACUCUGAUUGGCUCAAUUCAAGUGACACUUUGUCGGUCUCCAGCAAAUAAAUACAGUUCUGUAGAACGCCAGUUCAUGCUUCUUGGUUUAGAGUACUUGAUCAAGUUAGUGUCAUAUUGGGAUAGGAUUUGAGGAAAGGGUCACUUGUUUCUACUUUUCAUACUUUUCUGCUUUCUCCUUUAUGCCUGGCUCCCCUUACCACUCCCAGGACCACACUCCGAGAUGCUUACUUGUUUGUUUGAAACACUGGACUCAAUAUCGGAUACUUCAGCAAUAAGAGCACCAGGGCCUCUGUUCAAUACAACCGUAAUGCUUUUUUUGGCCGAACUUUGAAUACUAAAUAUAAGCAGAUCUCACAUUGCAGAUGUCAGGUAAUGAGCAGUAGUUGAUAUUAAUGUAACAAAAAGCAAAAGAUGUAACAAAAUUCAUUUGUCUUAUAAACAUAAGACCUGAGCACAUAACGGUUAAAUUGAAUGGAGCUGGCAGGUUUCCUGUCACUGAUGAAUUUUGCAUUGAAGCAGCCUACAUUUAAAAAGUAUGUUAAAAUAUGAAAUAUAAAAAAUAAGGGAUGUGUUUUACAUGUCAAAUGUGCCAUACCCGUGAAGUAUAUAAAUGGACAAAAUGCACGUAUAUAUUUUUAUGCAUAUGCUGCAAAAUUUUACACUGUGUAGUUGAAGUAUGCGACAGUGUGCACAUAUGAUUGCACAAUUAAAUGCGGUAAUUAAUAUAUUGAAACAAUAUUUUCACAAGUAUUACAAAGCAGAAAUGCAAAAACCAAAAUUUUUUCCUAAUCAUUCCUUAUUUUUAUUUCAUAUUUUAAUGUAUAAUGUAUAUUUGUGAAGGAAAACAGUUUCUAGGUCCCUGUGUAGUCAAAAAUAAAAUCUCUUACAAGAGAGAGAUAUGCAACUUUGACUGACACUACUGUUGUAUCAGAGCUAUCAGUGUUUUCACCAGCAAAAACAUAUUUGUACCAGAUGCUACUUGUGCUUUCAGAGCAUCAGCCAAGCUUAUGUUGAAGGAAAAUCAUGAUCUGAAUUGAAGAAAUUCCAUCUUAAGCCUGUUUUCAGGCUGGCGGAAUGUCAGUUCAUAAUUCCAAGUAAUUGUCUAUGCUUUACCUCAUAAAAUAAGUGGCAUAAAGCUAAACGGAUAACUUUUAGUUGACACCUCAGUAUUCUGCGCUAGAUAACUCUGCGCUGGGACUUGAAUGAUCUAACAUUAUCGAGUGUUUAUGUGGAAUGCCGAGUUGGUUGUUGUUAUGUCUCACUCUCACACACACACACACACACACGCUGUUGGUUGCAGUGCGGUACACGUGUGUUGCUGUAGGGCCUGCGGCUUGCCUGUGAUUUCAGCUGGCACCGUUCUCAGCAGAAUGAUGGUGAUUGGCUGCAGCCUGCUUCCAGCCCCUCCCCCCCAACUCCUGCAGGCACUGUCAUUGAAGUGGCACCUUCAGGUCGUUUGGCAGAGAAGUGAAGAAGAGGUGCUAAGACUCAGUGCAGUUUCUUGUGUUUGUUGCAGUAAACUAACAAUGCAACAGAAAGGCAUGAACCAGGGGCAGGAGGGUCUUGGGACACUAGCCUUGAAAUACUAGGAGUUGAGACUGUUGUGUUGCUAUCAGAAAUUGAUCCUGAUCUUGAGUGUUAACUCAAGACAUAGGAAACACUGAUGUGCCCUGACAGGCAUUAUAUUGGGCAGCACCUGUGUCCUAAUCUCUAUUUGUUGCCUUUAGAUGUGGGUCUACUGUUCCAAGCCCAGCUCUUUUUUCGAUGUUCUUAUGACUGGAUUGAGUUUAAUUGAUGAAUGUUUUUACUCUAUUUAGUUUUCGGCUUGAUGUGGGCUCACAUAAAUGUUAAUUAUUUAAAGAUUAGGCCACUUCCUUCUCAUGCCUAACAGCCCACUUGAACGCACAGGACGCUUUGGGAAGGUGUGCUGAAUGUGAAGGAUCUUACUCUGUUUGGUCUGUUCUUUUCAUCUCAGAUGCUCCUGUAGCCUGGCAGAUAUGCUUGGCCUGAGCAGGAGUAAUUGUCACCUCUUAUUUAAGGGUGGUCAUUUCAUUGAUUAAAUCUAGAGAGCACCUGAUUGAAUCACUGAAGCCCAGCUGACCUGUGGUGAGCUCAGCAUUAUGUGGAAUGUGUAAACAGAUGGAUCCUUCUUUGCUUACGGUUUGUGUUGGUGUGUGAUACAGGGUUACAUGCUAAUCUGAUUAGGCUGCUGGUUGCCGGUGGUUGAGGAGCCCUUACUCAUUUUACUGGUGCCCAGUUCUGCUGUAAUUUUCCUUGACCUGGAAUCAAUGCAGUCUUUGUCCAUCUCAUUGAGUAACCUUAAAACCAGUGUAAGAUUUUAUUUUUUGCUUCUCAAACAACAGAAGGCCACUAAAGUGUGGUAGAAGAUGAAUUUGUUGUUUGGUCGAUAUUUCAGUCUGAAGUGUUUCCUUCCACCCGAAACAUCCCGCUGACGCAGAAUGGGUUCCAACUGUCGUUGUGGGGCUGUGGGGGCGAGCUUGGCUCCCACGUAGCUUCACGUCAUUCUCAACAGCCAAGGCACACCGCACAGCAUGUCAACUCUCAGGUCCUGACCUGAACGCACCAGUAACGCCGUCCCUCAGAAGGACGGGAGGUUUUUUUCUUCCAGAGCUGACUCAUUUGUUCAAGGUCCAUGCAUUUCAGCCAUGGGCAUAUCUACCUGUGCCACCUGUUGUUUUUCUUUAAAAGUAACAAAAUAAAAGUGUUUUUUUGGUCACUUGUCUUUUUCCAUUGUUGUAUGUCUUCCAUCACUGCAAUAAAUUGU
Molecule: messenger RNA, 4532 nt
Organism: Megalops cyprinoides (Indo-Pacific tarpon)
Lineage: Eukaryota; Metazoa; Chordata; Actinopteri; Elopiformes; Megalopidae
Gene: tmem106c
Product: transmembrane protein 106C
Exons: 8
Coding region: 225-1016 (263 amino acids)
Source: RefSeq, a predicted model, not a curated record